Messenger RNA from Acanthaster planci (crown-of-thorns starfish), 2176 nucleotides. It is a transcript of the gene rbm18, whose product is annotated as RNA binding motif protein 18. The record is from RefSeq and is a predicted model, not a curated record. Gene Ontology annotation, molecular function: RNA binding. NCBI's taxonomy places the organism in Eukaryota, Metazoa, Echinodermata, Asteroidea, Valvatida, Acanthasteridae.
UAAUGGUUGUGAAUUGCAAUGGCGGCCACUGUGAGUCCGUUCGAUAAAACUGAACGGAGAAGGCUUUGGAUUGGAAAUAUCGACGAAAAAAUAUCAGAAUUCAAUCUACUGAAGUUAUUGCGACGCUACGGUGAAAUUGCCCAGUUUGACUUUCUGUUCCACAAGACAGGUCCAAGCGAAGGGAAACCAAGGGGAUACUGUUUUGUGAGUUUCAAGACACAAGAGGAAGCUGAGCUGGCCAUACAUGGGCUUGAUGGUAAACUUGCUCUGAACAAGAGACUUGCAGUAAAAUGGGCCCAUUCACAGACACCGAACUUCAAGACACAAGAACCAAUUGAAGAUGAGAAAACUUCUCUAGCUCCUGACAAACUGCCAAGCAGCUUUGGGGGCCACCAAUCAACUACUCCAGGCUCAAGUAUGAAGAAACAAGUAGUGAUUAAUAGCAAUGAUGCAAAGAUCCGAGCCAUUGAGAACAAACUGAGACAGAUGGAGAAUGCCAGCGCUGACUUCAAUGUUGUCCCUACAUUCCCUGGUUUAGCAAGAGGCAAGUCCAGCAGACAAGGACACUCUGACAAGCGGUUUAAACCAUACAAGAAGAGGUGACACAAGCAUUAACUCACUUUGUACAGGUGCAAUAUUACAUGUGUAUUAUUCUACCCUCCAUAGUGCUCUGUGACUAACUCCUGGUAUACUUGGAAGUUGCAGGGACAGACUGAAGCAGUCUCAAUUAGUUUUGCAUUUCAUCUUUGUGGAUUGGUUUGAGAAAAUUUGGUGACACCUCACGUUACUCAUCACAUCAGCACAAUUAUCUGGAGAAUUCAGUCUGCUUGGUUGCUAAAAAACCAUUGAAGGUACCUGUUCUCCAGGUAGUUGGAUCGUGUUUUCCCUAUCAUGCUCACUCAACAUUGGCACGCAGCGGGGUAUAUGUUGAGUUAACUGGACUUGGGCAUUGAGAGGGUCAUAAGCCUUUCACCUUUUCACAUGUACAGGCAAUUUGUUAAGGAUUUUAAUUUAGAUGUGAAGCAAUUAUGUCCAAAUUGCUUUUAGGCUUCUUCUUUUUUAUACAUGUAUACUGCUGUUAAUGUUAUGGCAUGUUACCAGAGUGCUUCCAAGUAGCAAAGUUAAAAAGUACAAUGUAUAAGAAGUUUCUGUCAAAUUUCCUGCAUUUGAAGAAUAAUGAAACUCACCAAAACAUUGUGGAUGAUCUCAAAGAAAAACUGGAUAAAGGCAUGAAGUCAAUAAAGCCUUGAAUAGAGUCAUGGCUAAGUGUUCUAAUAAAUUUGACUGUUUCAGCUAAAUGAUUAAGAAAUUCAGUGAGGGCGAGCUGGGCCUUCUGCCUGUAUUGAUCAGAUUAUCUCCAUAACCAUAGUAAGCUAAAUGCAAGACCGUUAGCAUGUGCCCGCCCUCUCUCGUUUAAAGUCCAAGGAUUGGGUCAGACUGACGCUCAUAUCUGGAGAAUGCACGAGGGUGUACAGAAUUUCAUCAAGGUUGGAAUUUUAGCUCUGAACAGACUAGAUGAUGUUCUUGCAAUAUUUAAGACCAACCUUAUUGCAAAAAAUUUAACAAAUCUUUGCCCAACCUAAAAAUGGAUUGAAAUUUCUCUUAAAAAGUGCCGAGUCAUGGUGAAUUGCACUUCAUUGCAUUUUUGUCACAUUGUACACUUUCCUCUUUUUUGGCAUAUAAGAAAUCUCAUCUGUCAUUUACUAAAUUGAGGUAUCAAAUUUGCUUAGAUUUUGGUCUCCAGGUCUGAUUUCCAAAGAGCUACAUGGAAUAGAUGUGUAAUUUUGGGUAGUUUUUUUACAUGUAGAGUCCAUGUGCUCCCUUUAAAGUACAUAUAUGGACGAGUACUAUCCCUCCUUUGAAGAAACAAGCCCAAAGAGUCCCACUAAGGUUGAUUUCAUACCAGAGAUGUUUUGUGGUCAGUGGCUGGGCAUAUGGCCCUUAGCAGUACAUUCAAGGUUGCACAAGAGCAUAUCAGUACAUUCAGUCCACACUUGUGCUCUUUAUAAACUGAUAGAUAAUGUAGAUUGUACAGUAAUUAUUACUGGUUGAACUCCUCAUAAAGGCUCCAUUUGAAAAUAAUUUGCUGUUAUUGACUCCUAGACAAGAGUACAUGUAUCAAGUUCAAGUGAACAUUAAACUGAGCUCUGGUGAAGUAAAUUGUUCCCGAUAGAUA